GAUUCAGCAUCUGCCACGUCUGUACAGAAAGAGCUCAUUGGGACAGAGAGAGAGGAUGAAAAAUAUGAACGCUAGAAAGCAGGAAAACAUCUGAGUAAUUCGCAGUUAAGAGGGAAUAGUGUGAAAUCACUCGAAUGCAUAUUUAAUUGAAGAAGCUUAGCUUCCUUGCUUAAAUCGACUGUAGAAAUGAUCAUCAUGCAGCACCUCGGCUAGGCAACACUGUGCUCCGCUGUCCGAUUAGAGCGCGUCAAACAGAACCAUAGAACAACGACGCUGAUGGAUAGAAAUCUCACAGACUGUAUUGAUUUUAGUUACUUGUGCAUAAAUUGGUUUGGAUUCGGUUAUUCACUGUCACAUCUUUUUCAGAGAUUUUAUUCCAGUCUCUGGGAUCGAUGUGAAUAAGGCUCGCGUGUGCUUUUUAAAAAGUCGGGUUGGUGGUAUGAUCUCCUUGAUACGCUUUAGCUACCUCAGUAUCGUAUAGUUCUGGCUUUGUUUCCUUUAAUCUGCUUUAAAUAAUUUCUACUGGGAAAAGCAAAUACUGAGUUUGGAGAAAGAUGCGCGGGGUUUUGCCGGAAAUACUUAUUUGCCUGCGAAGAGAGUAACGCAGUAGUAGGUUAACGUCCGUGUCUUACUCAGUGGUGAACAGCUCCUGCUCCUCCUCCUCCUCCUCUGACCGGCAGUAGCGGGACAGAGGUUGUGGAAGUGUUUGUGUGGUCGACCGGCGUGCUGCUGCUUCAGGUUACAGUUUCGAUGCUUAGUGCAGGAAGAAUGCAAGAAUUUGAAACGGAGGAAGAGGAGCCAUGGUACGACCAGCAAGAUCUGGAGCAGGACCUGCACCUGGCAGCAGAGUUGGGAAAGACCCUGCUGGAACGUAACAAGGAGCUGGAGGAUUCCCUGCAGCAGAUGUACAUCACCAACGAGGAACAAGUGCAGGAAAUUGAGUACCUGUCCAAGCAGCUGGAGAUGCUGCGGGAGAUGAACGAACAGCACGCCAAGGUGUAUGAGCAGCUGGACACGACUGCUCGCGAGCUCGAGCUCGCCAAUCAGGCUCUGGUCCUGGACGGCAAGGCUUCGCAGCAGAAAAUACAGAGGUUGACAGGGACAAUCGAUGUGCUGCAGGGACAGGUGGAAGCGCUGACGGUGAAGGUGGAGGGGCUGCGGUCCCUGGAGCACCUGAGGGUGCACCGUGAGAAGAGGGAACGGCGCAAGACCAUCCACUCCUUCCCCUGCCUCAAGGAGCUGUGCACCGCACCCAGUUAUGAGGACGGGUUCGUGGUGGGCAGCCCUGGGAGCGUGGGCUCGGAGGCAGACUGCCGGCCGCUGCAGGAGGAGAACGAGCGCCUGCGCGAGUCCGUGUCAUCCCUCCGUUCGGCGGUGCGUGUGGAGCGGGGCCGGCGCGAGGGCGCGGAGCGGGAGUGCGCAGCCAUCCUGCAGGAGUUCGCUCGCCUGGAGCAGCGGCUGCAAGGGGCCGAGGGCUGCCAGCUGCGCGUGCGGGAGCUGGAGGCCGAGCUGCAAGAGCUGCAGCAGCUGCGCAGGGCCCGCACCUUCCUGAUUGGUGGAGAGGACGGUCUGACACAGACGCUGCUCAACAGCACCCCCGAGACCGACACCCUGGAGGAAGAGGCGGCGCUGGGCGAGGAAGGCAGCGAGGCCGACGAGGGGCAGUCCCUGCCGGCGUCCAGCCCGGUGCGGAAGAGCUGCAGCGACACGGCGCUGAACGCCAUCGUGGCCCGGGACGCGUCCGGGCGCAGGCGGGGGAGCUACGCCCUCCAUGCCAACAGUGUGCGGAAGCGGGGAAUGUCCAUCCUGCGGGAGGUUGACGAGCAGUACCACGCCCUGCUGGAGAAGUACGAGGAGCUGCUGGGGAAGUGCAGGCGCCACGAGGAGAGCCUGCGGCAUGCAGAGGUGCAGACGUCCCGCCCCGUCUCCCGAGACCCCUCCAUGAAGGACUGCGCCACCACUGCACCUCCACCCACCCCUGCACAGACCCCAUCCACCCCAGAGGCCCUGGAGGGCAUCAGCAAGCAAGUGGAGGCAGUAGACAAACGUCUGGGCCAGAACACGCCCGAGUACAGGGCGCUGUUUAAGGAGAUCUUCUCUCGUCUCCAGAAAACCAAGACAGACAUCAACUCCACCAAAGCAAGCAAGUCCAGUAAAUGAAUCUCCUCGCCUCCAUUCCUACACUAAGAAUAAAUGAAUAAAUAAAAGUC
Anguilla rostrata (American eel) is the source of this 2210-nucleotide messenger RNA. RefSeq names its product cerebellar degeneration-related protein 2-like. The coding region runs from base 751 to 2160 and encodes 469 amino acids. The record is from RefSeq and is a predicted model, not a curated record. Lineage: Eukaryota; Metazoa; Chordata; Actinopteri; Anguilliformes; Anguillidae. The transcript is spliced from 5 exons.